AUGCCAGAAACUCAAUACUUCCAUCAAGAAAUUACCCUCUCCUCUCAAUCCUCGCCGCCGAACACGAAAUUUCCCGCUAAACUUGCGUACUUCACCCUCGGCUCGUCCAGCAACCCAGCCGUCCUCCUUCCGACUUGUUUCGGCGGUACUUUGGCAUCUACGUCGCCAUGGCUCUACACCCAAGAGUCCGCUCCCAACGCGACAGGACCUAUUCUCUCCACGAAGGAAUUCUUCAUCAUCGUGACAGCUCUCCUGGGCGGUGGUGAGUCUUCCUCGCCCUCCAACACCCCCGAACCAUGGAGCGGUCCCAAAUUCCCGGGAACAACAUACGAAGACAACAUCCAUCUCCAAAAAUCCCUAUGUGACUCUCUAGGCAUCGGGAGACUCUUCGCGUACAUUGGAUUCUCUAUGGGUGGACAGCAAGCCUACCACAUGGCCACGCUCUAUCCCGACUUCGUAGAGAAUAUGGUUUGCAUCGCCGGUUCCGCGAAGACGAGUUGGCAUAAUUGGUCUUUCCUUGAGGGCCCCAAAUUUGCCUUGAUGCAUUCUGUGGAUUUCAAGGAUGGGGAGUAUGGGAAUGUGAGGCCGAGGAGGGGGAUCGAGGCUUUUAAGAGGGUUUAUUCUACGUGGGCUUUGAGUCAGGCGUGGUUUAGAGAGCGGUGUUGGAGAGAAUGUGGGUUUGAGAGUUUGGAGGCUUAUUUGAAUGCAAGAUGGAAUGGGGAACAGGGGGAUGGAAAUGAUUUGUUGGCCUUGAUUUGGACUUGGCAGCGUGGUGACAUAGGGAUUUAUUUUCCCGAGGAUGGUGGGGAUUUGGGCAAGACAUUGGGGAGGAUUAAGUCUAGGUGUUUGGUCAUGCCGGUGAGAACGGAUAUGUACUUCCCUUCCGAGGAUAGUGUGGAGGAAGUCAAGUGUUUGGAAAAAGGAGAGUUGAGCGUCAUCGAGAGUAUUUGGGGACAUUUGGCUGGUGGUGGCGGUGGCUCAACAGAAGAUAGCGAGUUCAUGGUCAAGGAGAUCACGCGGUUCUUGGGAGUAUAG
Lecanosticta acicola is the source of this 1035-nucleotide messenger RNA. The record is from the annotation of a GenBank genome assembly. NCBI's taxonomy places the organism in Eukaryota, Fungi, Ascomycota, Dothideomycetes, Mycosphaerellales, Mycosphaerellaceae.